AUGUACGACCGUAUUUCGGAGCCCUUUCAAAAGUUCCUCGAAACGCUGAAUUUCACAUUCCACCGCGCAGGUUUCAACGCGACGGCUAAAUCAAACGGCGCCUCUGUCUACAGUGGGCCGCGCGGAUACCCAGAGAACGUGGGUGAAGAGAUCAUCGCUGUUCAUCCUGCGAUACGUACCAACCCAGUGACAGGCUGGAAGUCCCUCUAUGCCGCUGGCUCAGAAGUUGGCUACUUUAACGACGUCACGACUGAGGAGUCUGAGAUGCUUCUAUCGUACGUCAAUAACAUCCUGAAGGACAAUCAUGAUCUCCAGGUGCGACUUCGCUGGAACGACGUGAACGACAUGGCCAUCUGGGACAAUCGAUGCACACUCCAUAACCCAACGUACAAUUUUGCCGGCAUUGGAGACCGUGUGGGACUGCGAGCAGUGUCGUGCGGAGAAAAGCCAUACUUGGACCCAGCGUCCAAGUCAAGGAGGGAGGCAGCUAAGGAGAAGGGACUGGCGAUUGGUGAUUGGGUCAAGGUAGCCUAA
Molecule: messenger RNA, 534 nt
Organism: Alternaria atra
Lineage: Eukaryota; Fungi; Ascomycota; Dothideomycetes; Pleosporales; Pleosporaceae
Exons: 1
Coding region: 1-534 (177 amino acids)
Cellular component (GO): cytoplasm
Molecular function (GO): 2-oxoglutarate-dependent dioxygenase activity
Source: RefSeq, a predicted model, not a curated record